AAUGGAUUUAAGGUCAUUCAAUAGACUAUAAAAGUCAAUCUAGUUUCAUUGUAGUCAGCAGAAGUGUUAGUUUAUCUCUUUCCGAAUCACUGUAUUUCUCUCCUGCGCAACAGCUAAAAAUAUGACACAAGAAGCAAAAUGGAUUGAAGUCUUCAAUAAAAUAGACAAGGAUAAAAAUGGGUCAUUAUCACUUGCUGAAGUUCAACAGUGCUUUAAAGAGAUUAAAGUCGAUCCCAAACUCGCCGAAAAUUUUAUCAAAGAAACUGACGCUAAUGAUGAUGGAAAAGUUUCCUUGGAUGAAUAUUUAGGAUAUCUGAAGAAAGUUGACAAAUGUAAUACAGCAAUUGAAGGCUGGAAACGUGUAUUUCAACAAAUAGACAAGGAUAAUUCAGGAAAAGUCUCCAUUAAAGAAAUGGAGGAAUUUACGCAAAGUAGCGGGGCUCACGAAAAUCUAGAAGAUUUGAGAAAGUGGAUUGCAGAAAAUGACAAGGAUAAAGACGGUGAGAUCAACUGUGAAGAAUUCUUAGAUUGUGUACGCAAAUCUUGUAAAUAAUUUACAGGGUUCAUUCACUGCCCUAAGCGUGAAAAAAACAGAGACAAUGGGAUUAAAAACAGUAGAUUAACUUUCAGCUUAAAAAUGUAUUUUAUUACUGCUAUUAUUAUAAUUUUUGCAAAAUAAAUAGAUAAAUUCUAUCUUUA
Trichobilharzia szidati is the source of this 699-nucleotide messenger RNA. The record is from the annotation of a GenBank genome assembly. Lineage: Eukaryota; Metazoa; Platyhelminthes; Trematoda; Strigeidida; Schistosomatidae.